Molecule: messenger RNA, 4977 nt
Organism: Schistocerca serialis cubense
Lineage: Eukaryota; Metazoa; Arthropoda; Insecta; Orthoptera; Acrididae
Gene: Enoph
Product: enolase-phosphatase E1
Exons: 6
Coding region: 41-3940 (1299 amino acids)
Molecular function (GO): acireductone synthase activity; magnesium ion binding
Source: RefSeq, a predicted model, not a curated record
CGGCGGGAAGGCUGUCGGUUAGGUGCUGUCGCUCGAGAAGAUGACUACGACAUCUGAAAAAAGAGCUAAUGAGACUGAUGAUGUAUAUUAUAAGGCAAAUGUAGUUUUAGUUGAUAUUGAAGGUACCACCACUUCGAUUGAUUUUGUUAAGAACACCCUUUUCCCAUACGUGAGGAAAAAUUUAGACGUGUAUUUGAAAAGCAAGUGGAAUGAUGCUGAAUUCAAAGAAGACCUAAAAUUGCUCCGAGAGCAGUCUAAACAGGACGAAGCAGAUGGUACAGAAGGCUUUGUUAAAAUACCAGAGGGUGUCUCAGAAGAUAUUUCUGAGGAUGUGAAAAAAAAUGUUUUAUGGCAGAUGGACUUGGAUCGUAAAACUAAAGCACUGAAGCAGCUGCAGGGACACAUAUGGCGAGAUGCUUAUAAGAAAGGAGAGGUUAAAGCUCAUGUGUAUCCAGAUGUUGCCCCAGCACUGAAGUCUUGGAAGCAGAGUGGGAAAGAUAUUUAUGUAUAUUCAUCUGGAAGUGUUGAAGCACAGAAGUUACUGUUUGGUCACACACAGGAUGGUGAUUUACUUGAGCUUUUUUCGGGUUACUUCGAUACAGCAGUGGGGCCAAAAGUGGAAGAGAGCAGCUAUUCCAACAUUGUUAAGUCCUUGAAGUGCAGAAGUGAAGAAAUUAUAUUCUUCACAGAUGUUCCAAAAGAAGCAAGAGCAGCAAAAUCAGCAGGCUUACAGGCUGUCAUUGUGGUCAGAGAAGGAAACCUUCCUAUUACAGAUGAAGAUAAACUUGAGUUUCCAGUAAUAAAGUCAUUUGAUGACAUUGUAUUUGAAACAUCUGUGAAGAGAAGAAAGAAAUCUGAAGAGGAAACAUUAGAACAGGGAAAGGAAAAUUCUGCUGUAGUUGAUGUAUCUAGUAUGCAGGAUGUGGAAAUGCAAGAAGAGCCAAUUGCUGAUAAAACUCAAACAUCAAAAGCAGCUGAAGGGGUAAGUAGUACUGAGAUGGUUGAGGCUGUAGUACAGCCAGAUUCCAUGAAGCAAACAGCUGUGGAACAGUGUGACAGCAUUGAAGAAGCAAAUCAGACCAGCUGCAAAGACAAAGAUAAUGUGAGCAAUGAUCUUAGCAGUACUAAGAAAACUGGUAGUGAGGUACUUGCUGAUAAGGGUACUGUUGCAAUUACGGAGCAAAAAAAGUCAAAUGAAACAAAUACAGAUACAUUGGAAAUAAAUGGUGCAGAUAAGUUGGAUGUGAAUAUUGAUAACCAGGUAGAAACCAAUGGGCCCAAAUGUCCUAAAGACAGUCUCUCUAAAUCUGAUGCUAAUAAUAUUGAUACUCCAAUAAAAACAAAUAGUGAUAACUCUACAAAUUCGAAAGAUGCAAUAUUAAAUGAAAAAAAGAAUAGCAGUUCAUCUUCGGAAAAGUGUCCUAGUCCUGAAGCUAAGAACUUGCCAAUCACUGGUAAUGACACUGUAGUUCCUGAUGGUAAGACUGAUAUUAAAUUGGCUGGCAGUGAUAAGGCCAAGCUUUGUGAUAAGACUGAAAUGGGAGAACAUGACAGCAAUAUUUGUGAUGACUCACCUCAUCCAUCUGGUAAGGAUGGUACAGAAUCUCUCUCAUCUGAUGCUACUGACAGUAAGACAAAGGUAGAAUCUCUGACUGAAAAGACUGAAUCCACAUUACUUAACACAGCUGAGCUGCCAAAUAAGACUGAAUGUACACAUACAGAAAAGACUGAAAACAUUUGUGCAAAGACUGAAUGUGUCACUACUGAUAACUCUGAAUCUGCUCCAGUUAGUAAGACUGAAUCCCUAAAACCUGUUGAAGCUGAACCUGUCACUAAAAAGACUGAAUCCGAAGUAAAUAAGACUGAACCAAUGGAAACAGAAGAUCUGACACCUGCACGCACAGAAGACCUCAAAAGUAAGGAUGAAUCAGAACAAAAAGAUAAAGAAGUUGCACAGGAGAGUGCACUAGUCAGUGGGGUAGGAACUGAUAUUUCUCCAGCAACAGAUGGGGUUAAAGGUAAAGCAGCUUUGCCCUCAAGUGAGACCAAGGCUCCAGCAGCCGUAGAUGGAGGUAAGAUUGAGGUUGCUUUGGAGGCAACUGAGACUAUGAUGGAGGCAGCCGUAGAUGACAGUAAGGCCGAGGAUGUAAGGGAAGCAAUUCCACAUGAUGGUAAGGCUGAGGUUACAGCAGAGGCAACACCAUGUAGUGGUAAAGCUGAGCCUACAGUGGAGGCAAUCUCGGAUGGUUCUGAGGCUGCAGUGAAGGCAUCCUCAAAUGAUGGCAAUGCCAAGGCUGCAGUGAAGGCAUCCUCCAGUGGUAAGGCCGAGGUUGCGGCGCAGGUGAUCCCAGAUGGUGGUAAGGCUGACACUGCAGUGAAGACAAUGUCAGAUGAUGGUAAGGAUGAGGCUGCUGCAGAAGUGAUGCCCGAUGGUAGUAAGGAUGAGGUUGCUGCAGAAGUGAUACCAGAUUGUAUUAAGGCCGAGGCUGCAGCAGAAGUCACGCCAGAUGGUGGUAAGGCCAAGGAUACGGCAGAGGCAACGUCAGAUGGUAAGGCUGUGGUGGAGGUGACGCCAGAUGCUGGUAAGGCCGAGGCUGCGGCAGAGGCAACCCCAGAUGCUGGUAAGGCCGAGGCUGCGGCAGAGGCAACCCCAGAUGCUGGUAAGGCUGAGGCUGCGGCAGAGGCAACCCCAGAUGCUGGUAAGGCUGAGGCUGCGGCAGAGGCAACCCCAGAUGCUGGUAAGGCCGAGGCUGCGGCAACCCCAGAUGCUGGUAAGGCCGAGGCUGCGGCAGAGGCAACCCCAGAUGCUGGUAAUGUCGAGGUUGUGACGGAGGCGACCCCAGAUAGUGCUAAGGUUGAGGCUGCUGUGGAUGCAACCCCAGAUAGUGCUAAGGUUGAGGCUGCUGUGGAUGCAACCCCAGAUAGUGCUAAGGUUGAGGCUGCUGUGGAUGCAACCCCAGAUAGUGCUAAGGUUGAGGCUGCUGUGGAUGCAACCCCAGAUGAUGGUAAGGCAGAGACUGCAGUGGAGGUGACCCCUGAGGACAAUAUGAUGGAGGCAGCCCCAAAUAGUUGUAAUACAGAUUCUGUGACAGAGGCGGACCCAACUGGUGAUAAGGCUGAGGUGAAUGGUGGCAAUGCUACAAAAGUCAUUUCAGAUGUCAAGGCUAAUAGUGUUGCAUCUGUGACUGAAAUUAAAGCUGAUAACAAAACUGAUGUGCCCAUGGAAGAUGUUGAACCAAUGGUCACAGAUGACACUGAACGAAUGUCAACUGAGAAAGCCGAACCUGUGAUCAAAGAUGAGUCUGAACCAAUGGUCACAGAUGAAGCUGAAUCUGUAGCAACAGAUGAAGCAAAGCCCGACACUGAAGGAGCAAAAAAUUCAUCAAGUGAUGCUGAACAUAUGGUGACGGAAGAUCCUGAACCAAUGGUUACAGAUGAUGAACCCAUGGCUACAAAUAAGGAUGAAGCUGUGAACAGUACAGUAAAAGAUGAUGGUAAUGACAAACCUAAAGCAACACAGGCUGAGAGAGAGACAGCAGCUGAUGAGGAAAGCAGUAAAUGUACAAAAGAUGCUCCCAUAGAUUCCACCCCUGUGGUUGACAAUGCUAACUGUAACUCUGUGAACAAAGAUAUAGCUAUUAAGAAGGAAAAUGAUCCUGCCGGCACAGGGAAGCUUGAUGCAGUGUCAACUGCAAAAGAUGAUAUACUUGAAACUAAGACUGAAUCAUCAAAUAAUGAAAAUAAAAUAAGUGAGGCUCAAGGUCAGAAUGUUGCAGAUAAUGUAAAAGAAACUGAAAAUGAAUUAAAGGAAGGGAAAAAGAAUGUUAAUAGUUGUGUUGAAAAUGGUGAGAGUACAGAAAAGACUGAGAACACUAGUGAGAAGCUUAAAGUAGCAGUGGAGAGUACUAAUAAAGUGGCUGACAAUGUUGUUAGCACUUAGACCAUGCUUGCAUAAAUAAAAUUAUUGAAACUAACAUAAUAUAUGGUUGUUAAUGUAAGCGAUGUACCAGUGAGACUGCUACAGUUUAAAAUACAGAUGGAAAAAUGUACUUUCAGUCUUAAGUGCCAAAAUAUGGAGCUUUAAACAGUUUCACUAUAUAACACUUUCCCAACAAUUGCUAGCAAAUGAAGGGUACCACUUGUACUUCCAGGCAAGUCAGGCUGUUUGAUGUUCCUUAUGUCCCAUAUUUUACAGUGUCUGGCUUUGCCAUUUGGUAAACCAUGUUGCUAAUAAGAAUUCACAUGUUGUAAAUAUAUCAUACAUAAUGUAAUAAGGUCCAUUCCUGAAAUUUAGAGUACAUGGACUAGUUGUGCUCAAUUCUGCUACAUUCCGAGAGCUGCCAUAAGUGUUCACUUUUACAACUACCUUAGAAGAUAACAUUUUAAUGUUUUCACAUGGAGAUUAUAUUUUUAUAUCAAUGUACUACUGUAAAGUUAAUCUGUACUUCCUAAACUUUUUUAUUAAUAUAUUCCUUCUUAUAAUAGUAAUAGGACUGAGUUAGCUGUUGCAGUUCAUAUUGCAGCAACAGCAGAUACGUGAAAGUUGUCAGUUUUCUACUUGUCCUGCCUCUGUGAAUAUCUCCUGCACUGUUCUGGACACUGUCAAAUGUUUUAAUGUACAGUGACCACUUUGUAUUAUUUUGAAACAAUGUUCCUUUUACCACAGUAUUGCUGUAACACUAGAAGAGUAUUGAAGUGAUAAGUUUUGUAACUGCAGUACAGGAAUUUUACUCUUUAUAAAGUAUAAUUUUUUUAAAUUAGCAGUCUCGUAAGUAAAUUUUAGGGCAGUUGCAGUGAUCUUGUACUUAUGAGAAAUGUAUUAUGUACUAUAGAGUAUUGUGAAGUAAAAUUUUCAAAAAUACAUUGAGGGGAGAAAGUGUCAAAGCCUGCAAUUUUGUAAUAUUGUGAAUAAUAGUUGUAUCUGCGUAGUUGUCUUUGUCAACGAUGUAAAAUGACAAUAAAAAUUGUCUUAAGCAA